CCAACGUACCUGUUGGUCUGAGACGAAGUUGGGUUAAAUAGCCAGGUUCUCGUUUAGUCAUGGUUCUUUCUCGGGUCCAGGUUUGGACCGGGAUCUUCGUAGCCUGCUUUCAUUGGCUUUGUGUCUGUGAUGAAAGUCCACGGCCGGUUUAUAUGGUCUCCAUUCCUGCAGUGAUCCCGGCAGGUUCACAGACCACGUGUUGUGCCAGCCUCCUAACUCCCAAUGGAGUCCUGGUUAUUACAAUUUCCAUGAUUGCCAAUGGACAGAAAAACAUUGUUGCCCGUGAGAGUUCGGACCAGGAGUUUCACCGGUGCUUCCGGUUUCAGGCCCCUCAAGCGGAGCAUGAUGAAGUGCUAACCUUUCAGGUGGAGGUUCGAGGUCAGACGUUUCUAUCAAGCGAGGAGAGGAAGGUCAUGAUCAGACCCUACAGCCCGAUGACCUUCAUCCAAACUGACAAGCCCACCUACAUCCCAGGACAAACUGUGCAUUUCAGAGUGGUCACGCUGGACACCAAUUUUGUCCCAGUCAAUCAGCGGUACGACAUUGUGGAACUGGAGGAUGUCCAUCAGAACAGGAUUGGUCAGUGGGUGAACACUACAACCAAUUUCAAGAUUCUGCAGCUUUCUCACCCGCUGAACUCAGAAGCAGCCAUGGGGUCCUAUACUAUUACCGUGUGGAUUGGGGAACAGAAAAUGCAUCAUGUCUUCCAAGUGGCCAAAUAUGUUUUGCCAAGAUUUGAGGUGAAAUUGAACCUCUCCGACCAGGUCAACAUUGUUCAAGAAGAGUAUAAAGUGGAAGUGUGUGCUACAUACACGUAUGGCCAGCCUGUAGCUGGUAAAGCGGAGCUGGAGCUGUGCCGAACCCUGGGAACUUAUUAUGGAAAUGCGCCAGAAGGACCAGAUUAUUCAGCUCCCUGCCACAAAGAGUCCAUAGAGAUGAACCAAACUGGCUGUGUUUCUCAUGUGUUCAACAUGAAGAUUUUUAAAAAUGCUGAGGAGAAAAUGCUCUCCGACUCCUUCAAGUUCAGGGCCAAAGUAGAAGAGGAGGGGACUGGUGUUUCACAGUCCAAGGAAAAGGAUGUCGCCCUCUCCUAUGUGAUUGGAACGCUCUCCUUUGUCGACACUCCUCUGAGCUAUGCGCAUGGAUCAGUUAUCCAGGGCAAGAUAAAAGCUGUUCACUUCAACAACACGCCCAUUGCUGGCAUGUUAGUCUACCUGUUUGAGGACAACGUCUGGCCCUUCCGGCAUCUACAGAAUCUGACUACCAACUCUCAGGGGUUUGCCAGUUUCUCCCUCAACACAACCAGCAUGCCCAAAGACACUAUUAACCUGAGACUGAGUGACACUCCUCAGUGGGAGUAUCCUGAGUACAGGGUCCCCCAUUUCAUCAGAGGUGAACAUACAAUCUCACUGAUCCAGUCUACUGACAGUGGGGGGAAAACAUCCAGCUCCCUCCUUGUCCAGAACAAGGAGAAACUACUGGAAUGUGGAAAGGUGUCCAUUGCUGUCCAGUAUGCCAUACGAGAGACUGUCCCAAAGGGCUCAGUGGAUGUUGUGUACCUGGUCUUAGCCAGAGGGGUCAUAGUUCAACACGGACACUUGAAGGUCAUUAUGCAGCAGGAGAGCCGUGUAACUGAGGGUGAGGUAAUCGUCAAGGUGACAGUGGUUCCAGAGAUGGCCCCGGCAGUACAGGUCCUGGUCUACACUGUGCUGCCCAGUGAGACCGUCAUUGCCCACAGCAUGAACUUCCCCACUGAGAAAUGCUUCAGGCACAAGGUGUCGGUGGCAUUCUCGCCCUCUAAAGCUGUUCCAGGGGAGAAGAACACCCUGAAGGUCUCUGCCCUGCCUGGUUCCCUCUGUGGCCUCAGCGCUGUGGACCAGAGUGUUGGCAUCAUGGAGCCAGGGAAGAGGCUGGAUGCCGACAAGAUAUUUGAUUUGUUACCAGUCAAGGAGAGCAUGUAUAUUCCCAGUCAGAUGGAAGAUCCACAGGCAUGUUUGCCUGUUAGCCAGAGGAGACUUUUAGUUUCUUCUGAAGAAGAGAAUGAUCCAUAUCAAGUUUUUCAGAAACUAGGACUGAAGCUGGCUACUAAUCUGGAUAUAAGAAUUCCUUCCUGCCUUCGUUACCGUGGAAAGGAGUACCAUAACUACUAUGGUGGUUUUCUACCUCGACCCAUGAUGCGUUUUGAAUCAAUGAGUCUGGCAGAGCCUGCAGAUGGACAUGUUGUACUACUGGCUUCACCUGGUGCUCCAGCUCCUCUGCCAGUGCAGACUGUCCGUACAUUCUUCCCUGAGACGUGGAUAUGGGAUCUUGUGGAAGUUGGGCAGUCCGGCUCUGCAGACGUGUCCCUGACAGUACCGGACACAAUCACCUCCUGGGACAUGGACACCUUCUGCCUGGCCCCAGGUGGCUUUGGCCUGGCUCCACCGGUGACCCUCACCGUCUUCCAGCCCUUCUUCCUGGAGCUCACCCUGCCCUACUCCAUCAUCAGGGGGGAGCGCUUUGAGCUGAAGGCCACGGUUUUCAGCUACCUUUCCAAGUGCAUCAUGGUUUCUGUGACUCCAACUCCCUCUAAGGACUACACCCUGACACCCCUGGAACAUGUCCAGUACUCCUCAUGCUUGUGCGCCAAUGGGCGGAAGACCUUCAGUUGGACGAUGGCACCUGCUGUCCUUGGGGUUCUGCGGGUGUCUGUUACGGCUGCGGCUGUCCCAUCAAACACUGCGUGUAACAACGAGGUUGUGAGUGUGCCGGAGAGAGGACGCCUGGACACGGUCACAAGGAGUCUGCUGGUGAAGGCUGAGGGAAUGGAGAAGACUGACACCUACAACUGGCUGCUGUGCCCAGCUGGUGGAGCUCUGAGGGAGCAGGUUAAGCUAGAACUCCCCAAGAAUGUGGUGGCUGGAUCUGCUCGAGCUUCCCUUUCAGUUCUGGGGGACAUCCUGGGUCGGGCCCUCAAGAACCCGGAUGGACUGUUGGAGAUGCCACACGGGUGUGGAGAGCAGAACAUGGCCAUCCUGGCCCCCAACAUCUACAUCCUGGAGUACCUGAAGAACACUGAGCAGCUCACGCCAGUCAUCCUUGACAAGGCCACAAAGUUCCUUGCCAGCGGUUACCAAAAUGAGCUGAACUACAAGCAUGCUGAUGGUGCAUACAGCACAUUUGGACAAGGCUCUGGGAACACUUGGCUGACUGCGUUUGUCCUGAGAUCCUUUGGUGGCGCAAGGUCAUUUGUCUAUAUUGACCCGGCGAGAAUUGAGGAAUCUAGGAAGUGGCUGGGACUUCAACAAGGCCAAUAUGGUUGUUUUAAAAUACUGGGAAAACUGUUCAACAACAGAAUGAAGGGUGGUGUGACUGAUGAAGUCACCUUGACGGCUUAUGUCACUGCAGCACUGUUGGAGAUCAACAUUCCCGUCUCGGACCCUGUAGUGGUGUUCAGCUUGUCUUGCCUGAGGAACUCAACCAGGGAUUUGUCUGACACCUACACUACUGCUCUGCUGGCCUACACCUUCAGCCUGGCUGGGGACCAGAAGAACCGGGAUCCGCUUCUGCAGCACCUGGAGAGGACGGCCCUCCAAGAGGGGGGUCUUCUACAUUGGUCCCAGUCUUUCUUGGAGACCUCCAUCUCCCUGUCAGUGGAGGUGAGCUCCUACGUUCUGCUGGCGGUCCUCCGGUCGUCCACGCUGUCCACUGCUGACCUGGGCUACGCCUCCCGUAUCGUCAGGUGGCUGGUGAAGCAGCAGAAUGCCAACGGAGGGUUCUCCUCCACACAGGAUACGGUGGUGGGACUCCAGGCCCUGGCUCUGUACUCCACAAAGGUGUUCAGAAAAAACGGCGCCGCCACGGUGACCGUGACUUCUCCCAGUGGGGGCCAGCACCUCUUUGACGUCAACCCGAGCAACAAGCUUCUCUACCAGGAGAAAGUGCUGCAGGACACCGGAGGCAAAUACAGUCUCAAAGUAGAGGGCCGAGCUUGUGCCUCAGUGCAGGUGGCGCUGCACUACAACAUCCCCACUCCUUCUAAAAGCACAAUGCUCAGUAUCCUGGUGAGGUCAGAGGUCAACUGCGACAGCCUGUCUUCGAGACGCAGAGUCACUCUGAAUCUUCAGUCCGGAUACCAUGGAGAGGAGCCGGCCACCAACAUGAUCAUAGUGGAUGUGAAAAUGCUGUCUGGCUUUGUCCCUGACCCAGAGUCUUUGACAAGGUUGAGGACUUCCCUCCUAGUGGAUCGUGUUGAUACUAAAGAUGAUCAUGUUUUGAUGUACUUGACAGAGUUGCAUCCGGGACAUUCAUUAAACCAUACUGUGGCCAUCAUCCAGGAGCAUCCAGUACAGAAUCUAAAACCAGCUGUGGUUAAGAUCUAUGACUACUACCAGCCGAGCGACCAUGCUGAGACGGAAUAUGCCUUCCCUUGUCAGUAGGGUGACGAGCAGAUGUAUGUUUUCAUUUGAAUCCCCAAUGUUAAAUUCGGGGAGUAAUUUUUCCCUUGAAUCCCUUGGUCUGAAGCUUUUGGUAACUGGAAAUAAAGUUUGAAUUGACACCGUUCA
This is a messenger RNA of Esox lucius (northern pike), 4544 nucleotides long. Its product is annotated as alpha-2-macroglobulin. Gene Ontology annotation, molecular function: endopeptidase inhibitor activity. The record is from RefSeq and is a predicted model, not a curated record. The coding region runs from base 60 to 4418 and encodes 1452 amino acids. The transcript has 35 exons. NCBI's taxonomy places the organism in Eukaryota, Metazoa, Chordata, Actinopteri, Esociformes, Esocidae. Gene Ontology annotation, cellular component: extracellular region.